UUUGGUGAAUUAGUCAGUAUCUCCUCCAAAAGUGAAAUAGUCUCAAAUUGUAUAAAAGGGUCCAGCAAGCCUCUAGAUUUCAUGCAAAAGGCGACAACUAGCAAACUAGAUCUUCUCAGAGAAACUUGCGAUAUCAACAGGUGUAUUUAUUGUCCAAGCAUUUUGACUUCUCUGUACCUGUCAAGCCGAAGUUUAAUAGACGAAUCACCUACCUAUUUUCAACGAGCCAAAAUUAUUUUCGGCGAACAUUGAGAAUACAUCUUGAAGAAUUUGAGACCUAUCCUCAGCAGGUCCGUAUAUCUACGCCAUUUUAGAAUUCAAUCCAGUAACAGCAACAGUAUCAUCAGCAAAUAUGACUACCUAUGAAGACGAUAUCGCCGCCCUGGUCAUCGACAACGGAUCUGGUAUGUGUAAAGCUGGCUUCGCCGGGGAUGAUGCGCCUCGAGCCGUCUUUCCUUCGGUGGUCGGACGACCUAAGCACCAGAUAAUAAUGACUGGUAUGGGGAAUAAGGACAGCUACGUCGGAGACGAGGCACAGGCAAAGAGAGGAAUUCUAUCCCUCAAAUACCCCAUCGAACACGGCAUCGUCACCAACUGGGAUGAUAUGGAGAAGAUCUGGCACCAUACCUUCUACAACGAGCUCCGUGUCGCCCCCGAAGAACACCCGAUGCUUCUCACUGAAGCCCCGAUGAACCCUAAAGCUAACAGGGAAAAGAUGACACAGAUUAUGUUCGAGACUUUCAACACACCUGCCUUCUACGUCGCCAUCCAAGCAGUCAUGUCCCUCUACGCCUCAGGUCGGACAACCGGAAUCGUCUUCGACGCCGGUGAUGGCGUCUCCCAUGUCGUGCCGAUCUACGAAGGGUACUCCCUCCCCCAUGCGAUCCUUCGUCUUGACCUAGCCGGUCGUGACCUUACCCAUUAUCUCAUGAGGAUCCUGUCCGAGCGAGGCUACUCAUUUACUAGUUCAGCCGAGCGAGAAAUCGUACGCGACAUCAAGGAGAAACUCUGCUACGUCGCCCUCGACUUCGAUCAGGAGAUGCAAGCAGCUGCUUCAUCGUCAUCCAUCGAGAAGAGUUACGAACUCCCAGACGGCCAGGUCAUCACCAUCGGCAAUGAGAGGUUCCGAGCUUCCGAAAGCCUCUUCCAACCAUCUUUCCUCGGCAAUGAAUUCGCCGGCAUCCACGAGACAGUCUACAACAGCGUCAUGAAGUGUGACAUGGAUAUCCGCAGGGACCUUUACGCCAAUACCGUCCUGUCCGGGGGCUCCACCAUGUUCCCGGGGAUCGCCGACCGAAUGCACAAGGAGCUCACAGCAUUGGCUCCUCCAUCGAUGAAGAUCAAGGUCAUUGCUCCACCCGAGAGGAAGUACUCCGUCUGGAUCGGUGGAUCCAUCUUGGCAUCUCUCUCCACCUUCCAAAAUAUGUGGAUCAGCAAACAGGAAUAUGACGAGAGUGGCCCCGGGAUCGUCCAUAGGAAAUGCUUUUAGACAGACUAUCACAGACAUUUCAUAAAUAUCAGGACAUCUAUUACACGACAUGCGCUCCGAUUUCGUAAUAUUUCUGCCCCCUUUAUAGGUCAUGUGCGGGGAUGGGGGUGGCGACCCUCUCCAAAAGGCCGUUGUACAAAAUUCGAAUUAAAGGGAGGGGACACCUACCCCCCCCCCCCACCCCGAUCACUGCCCAGGAUAAAGGGCGUGAUGAGUAAACAUAUUUUGGAGGGCAUUCGGGAAUAGAGGUGGUUUUUGUUGGGCGUUUUCUAUCGAAUCUGUGUGGUGUAUUUAAAUAUUGAUAUUGUGUUAUACAUUGUAAAUACAUCGUUAGCUCAUUAUUUAAGUGUUCGUUUCAACUUUAGUUAUAAUGUUUUUUUUUUGUAUCCGACAUGCAAUAACAUGUGCAUUAUGUUUGUAUGCAGGGAUCCCCUUUCCAUGGAACGUGAAGUUUUACAUAUUGAUAUGAACUGCUGUUCUUUUCUUUUAAUAUACACAACGGGUAAUCGUUAUGUACGUUAUCAGACGUUGUUUCUAUUUUUACAUAAAUUAUUGAUUGAUUUGUGUUUACAAAGAGAUAAAAUUUUGCUGAAUAUUAUAUACAUAUUUAUAUUUGAAAAUAAAGUAUUCAAAUCAAUAA
Messenger RNA from Lytechinus pictus (painted urchin), 2129 nucleotides. RefSeq names its product actin CyI, cytoplasmic-like. The record is from RefSeq and is a predicted model, not a curated record. Bases 353 to 1489 code for a protein of 378 amino acids. Lineage: Eukaryota; Metazoa; Echinodermata; Echinoidea; Temnopleuroida; Toxopneustidae. The transcript is spliced from 5 exons.